This is a messenger RNA of Owenia fusiformis, 2027 nucleotides long. The record is from the annotation of a GenBank genome assembly. NCBI's taxonomy places the organism in Eukaryota, Metazoa, Annelida, Polychaeta, Sabellida, Oweniidae.
CUGAAAAGCAGUGCUAUUCCAAGAAGUUCCAGUUAUCGACCACUGAAAAGCAGUGCUAUUCCAAGAAGUUCCAGCUAUCGACCACUGAAAAGCAGUGCUAUUCCAAGAAGUUCCAGUUAUAAACAUCUGACAACCAGUGCUCUUCCAAGAAGUUCCAGUUUUCGACAUCUGCCAACCAUUGCUGUUCCAAAAAGUUCUAGUUUUCAACCAAGGACGACCGUGAUUGCUCCAACAUCAACCAGACGAGAGUAUAGUACUGCUAGCUCUUUGACUAUACCUGUUGCCCCUAUUACAAGCCUUGGUGCAGGCCAUGUAAAUUGUUCAGCCGAUCUUAACAUCGACAUCCUAGUGCCUUCUUCAAUUAUCACAAAAGAAAAUCUCAAUAUUGGUGAACCUCUCCAUGUUGAGGGCAACAGGGACUGUAAGAUUGACUACAAUGGAGGUCUUGGAAUUUUCGCUGGAGAAAUGUCCCUUUCAAAAUGCUUCACUCUGACGGAAAAUCAAGAUAGCAUAAUGUAUGAAGCAAAAAUCAUUGGAGGUAAUGCGCCAGCUAAGAAUGGAGUCAUCAUCAGAAAGAGUCAGUUUGCUUUGGCUGUUAUGUGUAAAUAUGACAGAUUGGCUGAACUUGAACCAGCUAAAUUUGUUGCUACUAGAGGGAGAGUCUCCUACAAAGAUGAGGAAAUGGGAGAGUUUACAUUUACUCUGAAACUCUAUGACAGUCCAAACACCACAGAGGUUCUCUCUCCUGAAAAAGAGGUUGCCACAACUGAGAGAGUAUAUGCUGAUGUGCGAAUGACAGAUGCUGACAAUUCUGGUUUGAAAAUGGGAGUCCAGAAUUGUUUUGCGUCUCCUAGCAGUGACAGAAAGAAUGCUAUCAACACAUACUCCCUUAUCGAGAAAAGAUGUUUCAAAGAUGACACUGUGUUCACUGUACGAUCAUCUGGAACUCAAUACAAAUUUGGAUUCCUGGCCUUUCAGUUCACUGGAGAUAUCAAGCGUAUCUACCUCCAUUGUCAGGCUGCCGUUUGUAAAGUUGGUGACAGAACUGGAGCAUGUGACCAACCAAAUAAGAAAUGCGGUUUAGCACAAGCCGGUAGUUUAGCACAGACCAGUCGUUUAGCAGAGGCCAGUCGUUUAGCAGAGGCCAGGCGUUUAGCAGAGGCCAAUCGUUUGGAAGAGGCCAGGCGUAAAGCAAAGGCAACUAUUCACCCUGUGCGAAAGGUGUACAAAUUCCCACCAGGAGUUCCAGUUCCAGCCGAGUUCCGACAUGGUGUGCCGCGAUCUGAAAGAAGUGUAUAUGAGGCAGGGACAGAACAGUUAGUUCCACAAGACAGAAUGGUUAGGAGCAUCCCUAUUUCAAGUGAUGCUAUCACCCUGGAACAACCUGAAAAGUCAUUCUCUGUCAGAGAGGCAUUUGGUAAGACGUCAUGGCCUGUUGCACUGCUGUGUAUGGUAGCCCUGGCUUUGAACAUCACCCUUGUUGUGGCUUUAGUUGUGCGUAGGAUCCGAAAGAGACAGCCUUCUCACUAUCACAGUGUACCAGAUAAUGCCUUCUAAACCGUACAUGAAUUUGACUGAAUGGGGUGUAUACAGAAUACUACAUCCAAUACACUGUAAUAUAACAUCUCAACAUGGAAACAACUUACAGCUGAGAGACCAGUAAGAACUGCUCUAUUUGGAAACGGACUUGAGAACUUAAUGUAUCUUAUUACUUCGACUUCUAAAAUUUUUCUUAAAAUAUCACUCUGUCAAACGAGUUUAACUUCUCUUCACUUGAUGAAUAUUUUGUUAAAUUUUCAUAGUCAUAAUUUCACCAAUACUAUUUUAAUGAGCACCAACCAGCAAUACACACCAUCAAAAGUCUUUGAUGAUAUAAAGCUGAUUUUCUGAAAACACCAAAGUUUGAACAAAUGUGCGCACGCACAUGACUGGAAAUAACAAGGGCGCGUGCGCCUUUAAAGUUUCAAUAGGCAAUUUUAACAAAAUCUAUUGAUGGUGUUAUUAACAGGUUAUUCUGAAUUUAGAAG